AUGUCGCUCACUGAGAAGGAGCCCUCGCCGUCGCCAAUACGGCGUCAAAGCGACGAUGCAAAGAAACCUACAAAUGACGGCAAGAUUGGACCAAAUGAAGCGAGAAGCGGGAUGAACCCCUACUUUCGUAUUUUCACAUACGCCGAUGCGCUGAGUUGGACCCUCAAUAUCGUAGCUUUCGUUGCAGCCAUUGCUGCUGGCGUAUUGCUGCCGUUGAUGAACUUGGUAUUUGGUAAAUUCGUGACUAGCUUCACUGGUUUCGGUACUGGCGCAAUUUCGGCAGCAACAUACCGCGCAGACGUGAACAAAUUCACACUGUACUUCAUAUACCUCUUCGUUGCGAAAUUUGCGUUGGUGUACAUUCACUCAGUAUGCAUUUCAAUUGCCGCUAUACGAACGACCAAGGCUCUCCGGGUCGACUUCAUCAAGCAUAUCUUACGGCAGAACAUCGCAUACUUCGAUUCCGAGUCUAUUGCAUCCGUCACUACUCAGGCAACGACGAACGGAAAUAAUGCAUCUAAUGGGAUUUCUGAAAAGUUGAGCAUGACAAUCCAAGCAGUGUCCACUUUUGUAUCGGCAUUCGUUGUCGCAUUCACCGUUCAAUGGAAACUCACGCUGAUAACUAUAUGCGUUGUUCCCACCAUCGUAGUGGUAGUGGGCAUAUGUGUUACCCUUGCCACCAAGCACGAGUCCCGUCAACUCGAAAUCUACUCAACGGCAGGUCUGUUGGCUGAAGAAGUCUUUUCUUCCAUUCGCACAGUGCAUGCUUUCUGGCUCAACCCUUUGCUGUUGCGCAAAUUCGACAAGUUCUUGGACGAAGCCAUGGUGGUUGGCAUGAAGCUUUCGCCUGUAUUCGCUGUCUUAUUUUCGACCGAGUUCUUCUGCGUGUAUUCAGCGUACGGAUUGGCGUUCUGGCAGGGUAUCAGAAUGUACUUUAGCGGGGAGAUCCGCGAGAGUGGUGAUGUAAAAUCGGAGAUUGACCCAUUGAACGAUGAAGGGAUCGUUCCGGAGACUUGCGACGGAGUAAUUGAAAUCAAGGACAUUACGUUUGCUUAUCCUGCAAGAGCAGACACUACUGUCUUGAAUGGACUUACAUUGUCUGCACCAGCACGCCAGACAACCGCUUUGGUAGGAGCAAGUGGUUCUGGAAAAUCCACCGUUAUCGGCCUUCUCGUCUAUGAGAACGUCGCAUCUGGGCUCUUUGGGACAGAUAAGGCAAACCUGCCCGAAGUCGAGCAGCGUGCUCUGAUCGAGAAGGCAUGCAAAGAUGCUUAUGCUGAUGAGUUCAUUGCUCAGCUUCCCAAGGGCUAUGACACUCAGCUCGGCGAACGCGCUAUGAAUCUUUCGGGUGGACAGAAGCAAAGAAUUGCCAUUGCACGUAGCAUUGUCUCCGAGCCGACAGUACUUCUCCUCGAUGAAGCCACGAGCGCCCUCGAUCCCAAAGCCGAAAAGAUUGUUCAGCAAGCGCUCGAUCGGGUUUCAAGGAAUCGCACAACCAUCGUCAUUGCCCAUAAGCUUUCUACAAUACGAACGGCCGAAAACAUUGCUGUCAUCGCAAAUGGUGCCGUCGUCGAACAGGGUGCGCACGAGGAGCUGUUGAAACUCGACGAAGCAUAUGCUCGUUUGGUCAACGCACAAGAUCUUGGUCAAGCUGAGGGUGAUGAAGUCGUAGCCGAAGAGAAGACCGCUGAAAGAAUCGCCCUUGUUCGAACACAGACACAGACACAGGGCGCGCCCCAAGUCUCCAUUGAUUCUAAAAAGAAUGGCGCAGACAUUAACUUGAUCAGCUGCAUCUUCAUUGUACUAAAAGAGCAGAGCCAUCUCUGGAAGUUAUUCAUCAUUCUCGCUAUCGCGACGAUCGCUGGAGGUGCGGCGUAUCCAGCCCAAGCCAUAUUGUUCUCACGGGUGAUUGGAGCGUUCCAACUGUCGCCAAGUGAAGGGGUUGAUCAAGGCGACUUCUACUCUCUGAUGUUUUUUAUAAUCGCGAUCGGCAUCCUUAUGGUAUUUGCUACCGUUGGCUGGGUCAGCAAUAUCGUCGCACAGCACGUCUCUAGAAGGUACAGACAUGAGAUAUUCGAACUGAUUGCAAAGCAAGACAUGGCCUUUUUCGACGAUGAAGCCAAUGCCAGUGGAGCGCUAGCCUCGAACCUCUCGAACUAUCCCAACAACAUGGCCGAACUUCUUGGCUUCAACAUCAUGCUCAUCGGCAUCAACAUCGUCAACAUCCUUUCCAGCUCGAUCCUCGCUAUCGUCGUUGGCUGGAAGCUUGGUCUGGCCGUCGUCUUCGGAGCGAUGAUACCUAUUGUAUUCUCUGGCUAUCUCCGCAUCCGCCUUGAGUUCAAGUUGGAAGAAGACACCGGCAAACGAUUUGCUAGUAGCGCCGCUCUAGCAUCUGAAGCUGUAUCAGCCAUUCGUACCGUGUCAAGUCUUGCGCUGGAGCGACACAUUCUUGAUAAAUAUCAAGGGCGCUUACAAGGUGUUGCGCGGAAGUCGAUCAAAGCCUUAGUGUGGACUAUGUUUUGGUACUCACUCACCCAGUCCAUUUCAUUUCUAGCAAUGGCCUUGGGCUUCUGGUAUGGCGGCCAACUCAUAAGCAAUGGCGAGUACACCACGACACAAUUCUUCAUCGUCUUUAUUGGCGUUAUAUUCUCCGGAGAGGCAGCUGCACAAUUCUUCUCCUACACAUCCAGUCUUACCAAAUCUGCUACCGCAGCGAACUACAUUUUCCGGCUGCGGCGUCAGCAGCCUGCUGUCCAGGAAGAUUCGUCGAAACCACCGUUUGAAGGCGAUGAUGCCAAAGGGCCGGCGCACAUCGAGGUACAGAACGUCGCUUUUGCGUACGAGUCGAGGCCGCAUGCGAAGGUUUUGGAAGGGAUCAACAUCGAUGCUCGUCCCGGCCAAUUCAUAGCACUAGUCGGUGCCAGCGGAUGCGGAAAGUCGACCAUGAUCUCGCUUCUCGAACGUUUCUACGAUCCAGUCUCUGGGUGCAUUUCCUGCGAUGGCGCCAACCUGCAACAUCUUUGUCCCAGGAAAUACCGCAGAGAUGUUGCGCUUGUGCAACAAGAGCCCGUCUUGUAUCAGGGAUCUGUACGCGACAACAUUGCCAUGGGGAUGGAGACAGACGUUACGGAUGCUCAGGUCGAAGCAGCCGCGAAGCAGAGCAACAUUAGCGACUUUGUCGCUUCCUUGCCCGAAGGGUUCGCAACCAUGUGCGGAAGUAGAGGGACGCAGCUAUCUGGAGGUCAACGCCAGCGCAUUGCGAUUGCACGUGCUCUGAUACGUGAACCGCGAUUACUCCUUCUUGAUGAAGCGACUUCUGCGCUCGAUACAGAGUCUGAAAGGGUAGUACAGGCUGCCUUGGAACAAGCACAGAGCGGAAGAACGACAGUCGCAGUAGCUCACCGUCUAAGCACCAUCAAAGGUGCUGAUCUCAUUAUGGUGUUUGCGAGGGGAAAAAUUCUUGAAAUUGGCACUCAUCAGGAGUUGUUGUCGAAGCGAGGUGUAUACUACGAGAUGUGCCUAGGGCAAAGUCUCGAUCGCAGCAUACCAGCUUGA
Molecule: messenger RNA, 3555 nt
Organism: Parastagonospora nodorum SN15
Lineage: Eukaryota; Fungi; Ascomycota; Dothideomycetes; Pleosporales; Phaeosphaeriaceae
Exons: 11
Coding region: 1-3555 (1184 amino acids)
Biological process (GO): transmembrane transport
Cellular component (GO): membrane
Molecular function (GO): ABC-type transporter activity; ATP binding; ATP hydrolysis activity
Source: RefSeq, a predicted model, not a curated record